AUGGUUCCGCCGGCAAAGCAGAGGAGGAUGGCAGAGGCUUCUCAGUCCGACCCUGCUGAAGGAGCCAGGAGCUACGGCGGGGGCGGGAGCGGGGGUGGGGGCGUGAGCGGGGGCGGAGGCGGGGACGGCGGCGAUGGUGACAGCAGCGUAAGGGAGCAAGAUCGUUUCCUCCCCAUCGCCAACAUCACUCGAAUCUUGAAGAAGGCCCUGCCCAACCACGCAAAGGUCGCCAAGGAGACCAAGGAGACGAUGCAAGAAUGCGUGUCUGAGUUCAUCAGUUUUAUCACCAGCGAAGCUUGUGAGCGGUGCAUGACGCUAAAGAAGAAGACGAUCAACGGGGACGAUGUGCUGUGGUCAAUGGCGACGCUUGGGUUUGAAGAUUACGUUCCGCCGCUGAAGCUGUAUCUCGGCAAAUAUCGCCAAUCAGAGGGUAUUGAAGAUUCUCCAAUGAGAGAAAUGUGGGGGUCUUACCCUAACACAUACACAACAGGAGAAAACCAGGUUCUUCAACAAAAUUUUCUUGCACAAAACAUGAACUAUGGGAAUCAUCAGGAUGGUGAAGGUUCUGCAAGCAGAGAAAUGGGGGUAUCUCACCCUAUCACAAACACAACCGGAGAAUACCAAGUUCUUCAACAAAAUUUUCUUGCACAAAACAUGAACUAUGCGAAUCGUCAGGAUGGUGAAGGUUCUGCAAACAGAGAAAUGGAGGUAUCUCACCCUAUCACAAACACAACCGGAGAAUACCAAGUUCUUCAACAAAAUUUUCUUGCACGAAACAUGAACUAUGCGAAUCAUCAGGAUGGUGAAGGUUCUGCAAGCAGAGAAAUGGAGGUAUCUCACCCUAUCACAAACACAACCGGAGAAUACCAAGUUCUUCAACAAAAUUUUCUUGCACAAAACAUGAACAGUGUGAACCAUCAGUUCCAAAGUGGUGAUCUAUGAACUUGGUGUUUAUCUGUUUACAUUUCCCAGUUGCUACAAUUCAUCCACGUAAGGUUUCUGAUUAUUUUGUACAUGAUAUUCAUUUAAUGUUGAUGCUGUUAUUCAUCCUGCAAACAAUGUCAAAUGGAGCAUUUAAGCGUCAC
This is a messenger RNA of Zingiber officinale, 1085 nucleotides long. Its product is annotated as nuclear transcription factor Y subunit B-3-like. Gene Ontology annotation, biological process: regulation of transcription by RNA polymerase II. NCBI's taxonomy places the organism in Eukaryota, Viridiplantae, Streptophyta, Magnoliopsida, Zingiberales, Zingiberaceae. Gene Ontology annotation, cellular component: nucleus; CCAAT-binding factor complex. The coding region runs from base 1 to 942 and encodes 313 amino acids. The transcript has 12 exons. Gene Ontology annotation, molecular function: DNA-binding transcription activator activity, RNA polymerase II-specific; RNA polymerase II cis-regulatory region sequence-specific DNA binding; protein heterodimerization activity. The record is from RefSeq and is a predicted model, not a curated record.